AAACUUCGCCCCCAAAAUAUAAUACAGUUGAGUCCUCCUCUCAACAGUAACACUAUCACACACUCCCCUCUCUCUCUACAAUCUCUCACUUGUUGAUGUAGAUAUUAUAUCAAGAAUUAAAUAUGUCGAGAAACCUAAACUUGUGCUUCACGAAGAUGAAAUCGCCGGAGCCCAGCCUCCCGGAAAAUCACUCCUCCUCCUCCCACCUAUUCAAGAACUUCAACUCCCUCUACGAGAACAUGGACGCCUCCUCCUCCUCCUCCUCCACCCCGGACAUCGCGACCGUGUUCGCCUCCCGCCGCUUCUUCUUCUCCUCCCCGGGGCGCUCCAACUCCAUCAUCGACUCCUCGUCGUCGGCGUCCAUCGCCUCCACGUCGUCCUCGUUCGAGAGCGACGCCGCCGUGGCCGUGCCCACGUACUCGCCGGAUCCCUUCCGCGACUUCCGGCGAUCAAUGCAGGAGAUGGUGGAGGCGCGUGGCGUCCACGACGUGCAGGAGAGUUGGGAUUAUCUGCAUGAGCUCCUCAUGUGCUACCUCUCCCUCAACCCCAAACCCACCCACAAAUACAUCGUCCCGGCCUUCGCCGACCUUCUCGUCGGACUCAUCACCGCCGCGCCGGAAAAUCCCCGCCGCGACGGAAAGCGCAAGAUUUCGCGGCAGUUUCUGUAGUAAGAGAAAAUUAAUUUGGUAAAAUCUCAUUUUGUUAGUUAUUUAUUUUACCAUCGCUUUCAACAACGUUUGUGGUAUAAUAAUUAACGAGGAAAGGAAGAAAACUACCAUAUAUGUAAAUGUGAAACGAUUUAUAUUAUUUAUUAAUAUCUGUUGGGAUAUGAUAUGACAAAA
Messenger RNA from Salvia miltiorrhiza (redroot sage), 842 nucleotides. Its product is annotated as transcription repressor OFP11-like. The record is from RefSeq and is a predicted model, not a curated record. Lineage: Eukaryota; Viridiplantae; Streptophyta; Magnoliopsida; Lamiales; Lamiaceae. The transcript has a single exon. The coding region runs from base 123 to 668 and encodes 181 amino acids. Gene Ontology annotation, biological process: negative regulation of DNA-templated transcription.